Symbiodinium sp. CCMP2456 is the source of this 1668-nucleotide messenger RNA. NCBI's taxonomy places the organism in Eukaryota, Dinophyceae, Suessiales, Symbiodiniaceae. The record is from the annotation of a GenBank genome assembly.
AUGUUGAGCUUGGGAUGCUCGCGUGGUCUCGCGCCGUCUCCAGUCCGCUGGAAGGGAGCUGCUUUUCCUCCGAGACGGGCAGAGGCUGCGCAGAGACCGUGCCGGCCUACCCUCUCCGUGCUGGCCGCUGCGGCAGUGCCUGUGGUGAGUUCGAGUAGUGUGCCACCUCAAAGACGCGCUCGCCGGUGGCCAACUGGCCACGUGGUACGACUGCGGCACUUGGAGACCAAGCAUAGUUUUGAGUUCAUUAUCGAGAGGCGUUCGCAUGCCGUACUUCUGAGUUCUCCGCUUGCUCCGUUUGAGCGAGUGGCAUUGCCAGCCGUCCUGCCUGAAACAGGUGUGGGACCGGACAUCCUGGACCUAAAUGUGGCUAGGGCCAGUGGAAACGACAAGGACUGGCCCCUGUUUUGGUGUGUCAGCAGCUGGGACUCUGAUGGUUCUCUCUGCCUGGAGAUCAGCAGCGCUAGGAGGCCUGACCUGGUGCUGUCGGCAAGCAUAGAUGGACAGCUGGUUCUGCAAAGGCGGCCAAGCAGCCAUCUGGGAAGGAAGGCAAGCAGCACGUUCGUCGAAGUCUUCUGCCAGGAGCACCUUCACGGUGCUGCGGCUGCGUCUGCUACAGUGUCUGCUACACCGCUCCGCAGGUCGGAGUCCGAAGAAGUGCAGAGUUUGGCACCGUCGCGCAGCUUGCUGCCAGAAGAUUUGCGCUCUUUCGCUCGAAACGGCUAUGUCGUCGUCAAGAAGGCAGUCCCGGACUUCCUGUGGCGACCUGCCUGUGCGCUUGUUCAUUCGGAAAUUGGCAGCCACGGCAUGAUCCAGGGCGGCGACACGAGCAACUCAGGCUUCGAGUCUGUGGGGAAGCUCCAGGGCAAGACUCCACAUCGUGCUCAAUUCCGAGACCUUCUGCUCCACCCGUCGAGUGCUGCAGGCUCCUGCGCCGCUCAGAUGCUUGGAUGGCGGUCGAUAUCAGCUGUGCUGAAAGGGCGUCAGCUUCCCGCCCAGGUAGCGCUGAGAUUUCCAGAUGCCAUCUUGGCAGAGGAGAAGGCCAGAUCCUGGGCAGCUCCGUUGCAGCUGGGUGACCUUUUGUGGCACACAGACGGUUGCAGCACGCGCCAGUGCAGCCGGCAUCCGUUCAGCUUGCUGGUAGGUGUGGCCCUCACAGACACACGGCAUGCCGAAAAGCUGUGUGGAAACCUGUGUGUUUGGCCGGGAUCUCAUGCCCAUUUGCGCCGAGAGCCAGCCCUGAAGAUCUGUGACGCUGGAUCCGAUGCUGCAGCGCUUUGCCGCGAAGGAGCUGCCUUGCGAGGAUAUGAGGGGCUGAUGCCAUGUCCUCCAGAUGCCGAAGCACCGGGGCAAGCACUGCCUCUGGACCUGCGUGCUGGGGACUGUGUGAUACUGCACCCUCAUACGGCCCAUGCAGCAGCGCCCAGGUAUACCCCCAGCGGCAUACGGAUCAUGGUCUAUUUUCGGCUGCGGGCAACUCCAGCGAUGGCGAGACCGGAGCCAGAUGAUGAAGCGAGCGAAUCCUGUCGGCAGGUCUUUUUCGAUCUGCCUGGAGUGGCUUCUGCUCUCGGCGAGAACCGGUGGUCAGAGUUCCUGCGUGCAGCUGCCAGCCACGGGGACACGAGAAAGAAAAUCUGCAUGCCGCAUGCUUCCGACACAAGAGCCUAG